Molecule: messenger RNA, 360 nt
Organism: Dibothriocephalus latus
Lineage: Eukaryota; Metazoa; Platyhelminthes; Cestoda; Diphyllobothriidea; Diphyllobothriidae
Source: the annotation of a GenBank genome assembly
AUGCAACUCCUGAUGUCAGAGGCCCUCUCGGUGCUGAUUUGUUCGGCGGCUGGCGUAGGCAGCGGUGACUUCCACAUCUACCGAGGACUUCGUAGACGAGAAUAUGCCAGAUUGGAAUUCAUCGAAGAGCAAAAAAAGCAGCAAGCAGCAGAUGAAGAAUUCCAGAAAUUGCGCGAAGAAAGGAUAAAAGAAUUUGAAGCAAAAACCGCAAAAAAGCGACAGAAGCGCCUAAAGAAAAAGGAGAGGCGAAAGAGGAAAAAAGGCGAUAACGGGUCACAAACAAGUGAACACAGCGAUGGAACAGACGAUGAAAAUUCCACUGAGGAAAAUCCUACGAGCGAGGACAAGAAGGAGCAGUAG